This is a messenger RNA of Durusdinium trenchii, 613 nucleotides long. Lineage: Eukaryota; Dinophyceae; Suessiales; Symbiodiniaceae. The record is from the annotation of a GenBank genome assembly.
AUGGCUCGUGGUGCAGUGGUGGGUGUACUUUUCGCGGCAGCUGCCUUCGGAAGCUGCUUCCUUGGUGGGGUGCCCACCCAGCCGCCGCGUGCGCCAACAACUCCAAACCAUGCGGACUCCUUGGCAGCACCACUGCAGACUGAGAACAGCGAGAGCACCUACUCCUGGGCUCCGCCUCUCUUGAGCUUCGGUGCUGCUUUGGGUGUGAUUUUCGGUCUUGUGGCAGCCCAGCCUGCAAAGGCCAUCACUGCUGAGCAGUUCAGCCAGCUAACUUACAAUCAGGUGAGGGGCUCUGGCUUGGCCAACCGCUGCCCCACUGUGGAAUCCAACGGCUCUGAGGUGCCUGUGAAAGCUGGCUCCAAGCUGAUCAACGUGUGCUUCGAGCCCAAGUCUUUUGCUGUUGAGAUCGACACUGACAACGGCAAAGAGUUUGCCACAACCAAGCUGACCACACGUCAGACCUACACACUGGCUUUCGUCGAGGGCACUUUGGAUCCCAACCCAAUCACCUUCAAGGAGCAGGAUGGCAUGGACUUCGCAGCUACCACGGUGAAGCUUCCAGAUGGUGAGUACGUCCCUUUCCUCUUCACUGUGAAGGAGUUGGUGGCCAAGG